Molecule: messenger RNA, 927 nt
Organism: Trichoderma asperellum CBS 433.97
Lineage: Eukaryota; Fungi; Ascomycota; Sordariomycetes; Hypocreales; Hypocreaceae
Biological process (GO): negative regulation of apoptotic process; protein stabilization
Source: RefSeq, a predicted model, not a curated record
AAAAAACCAACACCAACACCACCACCAUCAAAAAACAAAUCCACAAACAAUCAUCAUACCCCCAAAAAUGUCCUCCGCCGACGCCUCAGACCAGCCCCCCCUCCCCAAAAACGCCGAGGACCGCAAAGCCGCCUCGGCCCUCGCCGCGCUCGACACCCCCUCCGACGCAGCAGGCACCCCCUCCAACGACAACGUCAACACCGAGGCCGUCUCCCAGGCCAUGCUCAAGCUCGGCGCCGGUGACGACAAAGCCAAGAAGCCCGCCUCUGCCGCAGCUUCUUCUUCUUCCACAGCUGCGCCUGCAGCCGCCAAGAAGACCGUCAAGGUCGACGCUGCGGAUGUCGCCCUCGUGGUGGACGAGCUGGAGGUGGCCAAGGCCAAGGCGACGGAGCUGCUCAAGGCGCAUGAUGGGGAUGCUGUUGCUACGCUGAGGGCUGCGGCGAGGGGCUAAACAAGUGAAAGAAAGAAGAAAGAAAAAAAAAAAAAAAGACAAAUAUAUAAGAAUACCUAUAUAACACGACUCUUGGAAAAUAGAAAAGGAUGCUGUUGCAGUGGGCUCUGCUGCGGGUAGUAUCAUUGCUUCUACUGUGGAAUACACACGUCGGUUCGAUAGAUACUACUCAACAUCUCGGCACCUGGAUACAAUCACCCACAACAACGGCUUGAGUUUGUCCCAAAGGAGGAAUAUGUGUUCUACGCAACAAAGAACACGCAUAAAAAAGACAGCAGUCAUCGGUAUGCACAACUCACUCUUCACCACAAAAGGCGUUCAAAAGCAUUCAUACCCAUCGCUACCAGCAAAAGGGUAACACGGAAAUCAAGUCAUGAUAAGAUAGCGCGCAAGUAAAUAUAUUUACUCUUCCUGUUAUGUUCAUUAUGUUUAUCUAAAUACCGCGGCUUGAAUUCCAACAUGUGUCCGCCUUGCAC